AUGGAUACAUGGGAAGAUGACCGUGUUGAUCAGAGAGCGUGCCUUAUCUGUGGCGACCGAGCCACGGGCCUGCAUUAUGGCAUCAUCUCCUGCGAGGGCUGCAAAGGAUUCUUUAAGCGCAGCAUCUGCAACAAGAGAGUGUACCGAUGCAGCCGGGACAAGAAUUGCGUUAUGUCACGCAAGCAGAGGAACCGCUGCCAGUACUGCCGACUCCUCAAGUGCCUUCAGAUGGGGAUGAAUAGGAAAGCAAUCAGAGAAGAUGGGAUGCCUGGGGGCAGAAACAAGAGCAUUGGACCUGUGCAGAUCUCAGAUGAGGAGAUUGAACGAAUAAUGUCUGGCCAGGAAUUUGAAGAGGAAGCCAACACAUCAUGGAGUAACAAUGGGGACAGUGACCAUAGCUCUCCAGGGAAUGGAGUUUCUGAGAGUAAUCAGCCCUCCCCAGUAUCUACACCCUCAUCCAGUAGAUCGAUGGAAUUAAAUGGAUAUAGCGCUCUUCGGGACCAAUAUUUGGGGACCCCAAGCUCUACACACUACCAGUACCUACCUCAUCUCUUCAGUUAUUCUGCCCAUUCGGGUCUGAUCCCAUCGCAAACUCGAAGUUUAGACCCACAGUCACUAACCCUCAUCAACCAGCUGCUGUCAGCCGAGGACAUGGAACCACUCAACACACCAAUGUUAAUUGAAGAUGGGUACAAAGUGACCCAGUCUGAACUGUUUGCCCUGCUGUGCCGACUUGCAGAUGAGCUGCUGUUUCGGCAGAUCACAUGGGUGAAAAAGCUGCCAUUUUUCUGCGAUCUGUCCAUAAAGGAUUAUACUUGCCUGCUCAGCACUACUUGGCAGGAGCUCAUACUGUUAUCUUCACUCACUACGUAUAGCAAGCAGAUCUUCGGGGACUUGGCUGACGUUACCUCCAAAUACUCUCCUUCGGAGGACGAGUUGCACAGGUUCAGCGAGGAAGGCAUGGAAGUAAUGGAGCGGCUUAUAUACCUUUACCGCAAGUUUAGUCAACUGAAAGUCAGCAAUGAAGAAUACGUUUGCAUGAAAGCCAUCAACUUCCUGAAUCAAGAUAUCCAGGGUCUAAGCAGUGUUUCCCAACUGGAGCAGCUGAACAAGCGGUACUGGUAUGUGUGCCAAGACUUCACAGAGUAUCGGUACCCGCACCAGCCCAACAGAUUCCCGGACUUGAUGAUGUGUCUGCCGGAGGUUCGCUACAUCGCUGGGAAGCUGGUGAAUGUGCCCCUUGAACAACUACCCCUGCUUUUCAAAGCCUUUCUACACUCGUGCAAAACAAGCCUGAGCAAAGAGUGAAGCUUUAAAGCAAGGUCACGUUGACUGGUAACCACAGAAGGGAAAGACUGCUUCUGGGUCAGCUGAAAAGCAAAAAAAAAAAAAAAAAGAGAGACAAUGUGAAACCCGU
Messenger RNA from Spea bombifrons (plains spadefoot toad), 1417 nucleotides. It is a transcript of the gene NR6A1, whose product is annotated as nuclear receptor subfamily 6 group A member 1. The record is from RefSeq and is a predicted model, not a curated record. The coding region runs from base 1 to 1308 and encodes 435 amino acids. The transcript is spliced from 9 exons. Lineage: Eukaryota; Metazoa; Chordata; Amphibia; Anura; Pelobatidae. Gene Ontology annotation, biological process: regulation of DNA-templated transcription. Gene Ontology annotation, molecular function: sequence-specific DNA binding; zinc ion binding; DNA-binding transcription factor activity.